Molecule: messenger RNA, 4434 nt
Organism: Bombyx mandarina (wild silkworm)
Lineage: Eukaryota; Metazoa; Arthropoda; Insecta; Lepidoptera; Bombycidae
Product: putative fatty acyl-CoA reductase CG5065
Biological process (GO): long-chain fatty-acyl-CoA metabolic process
Cellular component (GO): peroxisome
Molecular function (GO): alcohol-forming very long-chain fatty acyl-CoA reductase (NADP+) activity
Source: RefSeq, a predicted model, not a curated record
ACGGCGGGCGCGGAAUCUGUAGUGAAAUAAUGGAGGAGGACCGGAAAAAAAAACCCGCAAUCGACUAGAGAAUAUUUCGGUUGUUACCGCGCAUGCGUUAAACGCAAAACUGCCGGCGCGGCGGCUCAGAGACAAGAUGGCCUCCGUACAGCGCGUCCCGAAUUGAUUUUAUAACGUCGAAAAUAUAUUAGGCUAGCCGCGGAGAACGUUUCGAACCGGCUAUUCAUUUAAGUAAAACCGCGGAGAUAAGACGAAAGCGCGAAUUAAAAUACGUAACAUGAGUUAGCGUUUCAAAGGAAAACCAUAUAUAUUUUAUUUUGCAUAUUAUUUCGGUGUAGUAAAAAAAAAGAAAAUAGUUUUUCAAUGAUCCCCGUGCCCGUGUGAUGUUUAAGUGCCGGCGGUUCCUACGUCUCGGCAGGCGGACGUAAAAAAAACCCAUCCAAAACAUAGCCAUGCUCAAAACAUUCGGACAGAACUGACGUAGCAACAAAUCAUUUGGCUUCCGCAAACGUAUCUUCCUAUAACCGAACUGGUGGCGACGGCAUUUGAUGUUCAAAAGCAGCAAUUGCUUAUAGCGUUUUGUUAGUAAACGACUCGUCGGCAAGAUGGCGUCUUGUGUUGGCGCGAAUUAUUCAAGCGGCAGUGACUACACCCCGGUCGCCGAGUUCUAUGCAGAGAAAUCGGUUUUUGUCACGGGCGGCACCGGCUUCAUGGGGAAGGUCCUUGUCGAGAAACUGCUUAGGAGUUGUCCGAAAAUAAAGAAGAUAUACCUGUUGAUGCGACCGAAGCGAGGACAGGACGUCGCGUCACGACUAACGGAGCUGACCCAGUCACCAUUGUUCGAGACUUUAAGGAAAGAACGACCUCAAGAAUUAAACAAAAUAGUGCCAAUAGUCGGGGACAUCACCGAGCCAGAGCUGGGCAUCAGUCAGACCGAUCAGAUGCUGCUCUGUCAAAUGGUGUCGGUGGUCUUCCACUCGGCUGCGACGGUGAAAUUCGACGAGAAACUGAAGCUGUCCGUCACGAUCAACAUGCUCGGGACCCAGCAGCUCGUCCAGCUCUGCCAUCGUAUGCUCGGUCUUGUGGCUCUCGUUCACGUUUCGACGGCGUACUGCAACUGCGAGAGGGAGAGGGUCGAGGAGACGGUGUACGCGCCGCCGGCCGACCCGGGGCACGUGGUCGCGCUGGUGCAGACCCUGCCCGACGAGCUGGUGGACAGGAUCACGCCGCACCUAGUCGUUCACAGGCCUAACACGUACACUUUCACGAAGGCCCUGGCCGAGGAUAUGCUCAUCAAGGAGAGCGGGAACCUGCCAGUUGCGAUCGUACGACCUUCAAUCGUGCUCUCCUCCGUCCGGGAGCCAGUGAAAGGUUGGGUCGACAACUGGAAUGGUCCUAAUGGCAUCGUCGCCGCUGUGGGGAAGGGCAUCUUCAGAACGAUGCUAGGUUCCGGAGACAAGGUCGCUGAUCUCGUCCCGGUCGAUACCGUUAUCAACCUGAUGAUCGUGUGCGCCUGGAGGACGCAUUUAAGACGGGAUCAAGGCGUCGUAGUUUACAACUGCUGCACCGGCCAACAGAAUCCGAUAACGUGGAAACGUUUUGUAAAAUCAAGCUUCAAAUACAUGCGGAAACAUCCUUUUACUGAAGUAGUUUGGUACCCUGGCGGCGACAUCACCAGCAACAGGCUGAAGCACAACGUGCUGACACUGAUGCAGCAUCGGGCACCGGCUGUGCUCAUGGACCUGGUCUCCAGGACCACUGGCAACAAGCCCAUGAUGGUCAGGGUUCAAAAUAAGUUGGAGAAGGCGGCCGCCUGUCUGGAGUACUUCACCACGCGCCAGUGGUCGUUUGCGGACGACAACGUGCAGGCGCUCUGCUUGCUCCUGUCCCCCGAAGACAGGAGGACCUUCGACUUCGACGUGAAGAACAUCGACUGGGACGCUUACAUCGAGUCCUACGUGCUCGGGAUCAGGAGGUUCUUGUUCAAAGAGAGCCCCGAGACGCUGCCCAAGUCCCGGUCGCUAUUGAAGAGAUUACACAUAAUCCAUAUACUAACUCAAGUAGUGGCCGUGUUCUUCAUGUGGAGAUUCCUGUUCUCCCGCUCGGAGGUCCUGCGCGGACUGUGGCGGCGCAUCGUGGACCUGCUGACUCGCGCAGCCCGCCUCCUCGCCAUAGCCUGAUGCUCAACGCCGGUAUAUAUACUAAAUAACUGACAGCGCCCAUUUUUUAUAUUAGGAAUGCUUCCGUAAUCGCUACAAAUCUACCUACGUGUGACCGGUGUGCGUCAGGUUCGAAGAGUUCAGACCGAUGACUGAUUCCGCGUGCAAUGCUCAAGACGAGAACGUUUCAGGCUUUAAAACUGAACGGAACGAUGUCCGUCACUCGUGCGCUGACGUCCGCACUACAAUGGAUAAAAAAGGAUUCGAAAAAAAUCUGUACAUAAAAAUUGCAGUUGAAAAGUUCGGCGAAACCGUCUUUGGGCUUUUCGUGUGACAAUUAAACGACAGUAUGUUUAUUAUAAAUAUAGCAAGCAAUACCUACCAUCAUGGACACGAAAAUUCGGACGGUGUUCAUUUAGUAAAUGUAACCCAAAGUACAAUUAAUGCUAAAGCAAUUGAUGUUCUUACAGUAAUUAUCGAAGCAGAAUCAAGAAAAGUCGUUGUCAUGUGUGACACCAAUAGAGAUAUUAAUAUAAACGAAACGGCUUAUGAGAUGUUAAAAUAGACAUAUUUUAAUCGCGAAAUCGUGAAAAAACGGGUUGAGAAAUCUGUGUUUUUUUUUGUCUCGCUUCUUGCGUCCUUUGUGUGUGAAUAGAAACGUCAAGAACGAUGUUACUUUGUUAUUUGUAUCCAAUAAUUAUUUCCAUAACGCUAGGCUGUUCACAAUAUUUAUUAUAGGUUCCGUUAUCGAUCGGUAAAUGUAAUUAAUAGUUAUUUCACAUUUUGUACCUUCGUGAAAGCUUGACGAGGUUGUGUGCGUCUUCGCGUACACAGACGGACCGACAAAGAAACUUGACUCGGUACUGUCGUUGUUGUAUUAAUUAGUUAAAUUAAUUGGAGGAUGGUGUUGUUUUGCGUGAAAACGUCCCGAAGUUCGAUCGCUUAAACAACAUUCGUGACUCGAAAACGUGAAAAGCUCAAAAAAAUAUAUAGAGAUACACACUAGUCAUCUACUUUGUAAAGAAAUAAUAUUUAAAGUAAAAAAAAAAUGUAUAUUGAAUUGCAUAGGUAUCCAAGUAAUGAUUAAAGUUUUAAUGAAAGUUUUCAAUUGUUAUAACAAUUUUUAGGUUCUUUUUUCUUUCGGGUCUGCUAUUUCGUAUCAAGCAAAAAGGAAACAAUGUUUUUAAGCAAUGUUAACUCUAUUUCAUGGUUUCUUAUUUUAAAAAACGCAUGCGUGCGAAACCUCUCCACGCACUAGAUCAUUGUGGAGAUCGACUUUAUAAGAUAGGAAUAGCAGACUUUGAUAAUAUACAAAAGGUGUGGUGAGGCGGUAGGUAGCGGCUAGGAAUGUAGUUUUGCAGUAAUGAAUUAAAAAAUGAAACAAACAUUAAAAUUUUUAAGAAAGCGCUUCCCAAAUUGGGGAUAGAAAUAUUAUACAUCACAGUUUUUUGCGUUUGUUCUUCGGGGAUUAUAUCAUAUUCACAUUUAAAUGUUUCAAAAGGCUUAAAGAUUUACUAUUUUUUAGUUCCGGGUAAAUUCUACCAUAACGUACAAUCGUUGUAGCUCUACGUUAAUGUCAAAAAAAAGUCAAAUAUUUUGCGUAAUACGUAAAUCUUGCAUACGGUUAUUAUCAGAUAAAAUUACAUUUUUAAAACUCAAUCGUAAAUUGAACAAUAACUUUUAUAGUUUCGGAAAAUAUACGAAUAUCACCAGUGUCAAGUUAUGUAUGUUAUAUACAUAUGGAUUUUAAGUUUAAAUAUUAUUCGAAUCGUUUUUGGUUUAUAUAGACGAUUUUGUAAUUAUAUCAUGAAAUUGAAUUGAAUGAAUCCAUAAUUCAAGGUUACAUUUAUAUUCAUUCCAUAAAUACGUUAUCCUAAACUAUUUAUUCAUCAUACAUUUCGUACUAGAGUUUUUUUAAACUUUAUUUAACUUCCUCGAUCCUUAAUAUUUGCUCUUCCAUUUUUCCUAUCGACGAGUUGAAAACUUAAAAACUUUCCAUACAAUUACAACUACGCUUCCUUGAUAAUGUUUAAAUAUAAUUAGUCAUAUUUUGUUGGAAAGUGUUAAAGCUACGAAACUAAACGCUGGCGUUGCAAAAUAAUAUAGAAUAUCGGAAAUAACUCUGAGUCUGAUUGCUUAGUCUUAAAUGCCAAACAAACUUUAAAAGCAUAUUUUCCCAUAUUAUCCAUGUUUUUUAGUAUUAAAUAAUCAUGAAAAAUUUGGUGUAAAAUUUAUUUGAUCUCAAUGAUACCUAUUCCAAUGACCAAGGUUUUUU